Molecule: messenger RNA, 2781 nt
Organism: Brugia pahangi
Lineage: Eukaryota; Metazoa; Nematoda; Chromadorea; Rhabditida; Onchocercidae
Source: the annotation of a GenBank genome assembly
AUGUCAACGGCACCAAUUGCCAAAACAUUUUCAAUGAUAUAUGUGGAUGAAAAGGAUAAUUCAAUUGAUAUAGCACUGAGUUAUAACGAUGUUAUGAAUGGAGUAUCAUUGAUUGCAGAGAAAUUAUCUUCCUACAGGAAUUGUCUCAUUGCUAUCACUCUUCCUAAACAUCCUGCAUUCGUUUCUGCUAUUCUUGGAGUUCUAGAAACGAAAAAUUGUUUCGUUUGUUGUUCAAGCAUUGAAGCAGCAAACAAUUAUCUUAGUGCUACGGUAUCCUGUAUCAUUUCUACAAUUGCUGCAGAUGAUAAUCAAUUAUCAAUUGAUAUACACGGUUUACAAAUUUAUUUUAAUCAUAAUGGAUAUUAUUGUUUGGAUGAAUUUGGAAAAGAUAAAUUAUGCUAUUUAAUUACCACCUCUGGUACAUUAGGAAAACGAAAAGAAGUUUUUGUUCCGCAUAGCUGUAUAAUGCCUAAUAUUUGGGACUUCAGUCGUCGAUUUCAAAUCACAACUGUUGAUGUCAUUCUUUUUGCUACGGCAGCAACAUUUGAUCCAUUUGUUGUGGAAAUUCUUUUAGCUGUAGUAAAUGGUGCAAAACUAUUGAUUGUUCCGGAUUCGUUUCGUUCCAUACCGUCGAAAUUAGCCGAUGCAAUCUUGAAAUAUAAUGUAACCUUUAUUCAGAUGACACCAUCACAACUGAAAAUUCUACCUCAUAAUGCUUUAACAAAGAUUUUUGCUGGUAAAUCGGCUGUACGAACAGUAAUUCUGGGUGGUGAAGCAUUCCCUAUAAAUUUUGUUAAGCAUUAUCAUAUUAAUCAUGAAUUUAUCAAUUUUUACAAUGUAUACGGAGUUACGGAAGUAUCUUGUUGGGCAUCUUGUUAUAGAAUCGAUUGGAAAGAAAGUCGUGUGGAAAUUGGUGAACCAUUAUUGGGUACGAAAUUUAAUGUUAGUGAAACAGGAGAAUUGCUUAUUGGUGGUUCAAGACGAUGUUUUAUAAAUGGUAAAUUAUCUGCAGCUUGGUUUUCCACUGGUGAUAUUGUUGAGCUUACAGAAUUGGGAAAAAUCUAUUGGUGUGAUCGAUUUGAUGAUCAGCAAAAGAUUAGUGGAAUCAAUGUAAGUUUAUCAGGUUUGGCCAGAAAAGCAGAAGAAUAUGAUAGCAUUCAAUCAGCUUUAGCUUUACGUCGUCAACAGUCUAUCUUAUUAUUUGUACAUGUCAAAAAUAGUGCAACAAUACAAACUAAUUUAUGUGAAAAAUUAGCAAUUGGUUUGCCAAUGAUAAUCAUUUUAGUGGACAAUUGGCCAAUGACAAGAAAUGGUAAAGUUGAUCGCCAAAAAUUAGUGGAAAUUUUUGAACAAAAAAAUUUGGUCUUUACAAUGGAAGAUUUGAGUAAAUUAUUUGAUUAUCUUAAGAUUAGUCUAGAAAUCAAUCGAGAAAUGACAUUCAAAGAUUUGGGUUUGGAUUCAUUACGUGCCACUGAAUUAACUCUAAAAACGGAACAUCUUUUGAAACAGCGCAAUUUUCCACUAUUGCAAUAUCUUCUUUCGGAUACCGGAACAGUUGCUGGAUUUCUGGAUGCACUUGAUUUUAAUCAAAAUAUAAGAGAAAGGAAUAUCAUACACAUGCGAGAAAUUCGUACAAGACCAAUAGAAAAUUCCAUCAAGGUCGAAUUAUUGUGGGAAUAUGACUUAGGAAAAUGCAUCGAUGCAACACCUAUAGUCGAAAAUGAUUCAAUCUUUCUGGGAUCGCAUUCUGGACGAUUCGUUUCAUUAUCUCUGGAUGGUACUAAAGAAUGGGAAGUUCAGCUUGAUGAUCGAAUUGAAGCAACUGCUUGUUAUCAAAAUGGUAUCAUUGCUGUGGGCUGUUAUGAUGGUUAUCUGUACUUUUUGAAUGAAAAAAAUGGACAUUUAAUAUGGAAAUUUGCCACAGGAAAUGUUAUCAAAUCAUCUCCUGUACUUAUCGAUGCAGGAAAUAAAUGUUUGUUUGGUUCAUAUGAUAAAUGUCUUUAUUUACUUGAUAUCAAGAAUCACAUGAUGUUAUGGAAAAUUGUUUGUGAUGGUAGUAUUUUGUCAUCACCUAUGCUUGUUGAUACAAUUGUAUUAUGUGCUACUUUGCAAGGAGAAUUUCUGAGCGUUGAAUUGGAAACUGGCACUAUCUUAUGGAAAAUUCAACUAGCUGCACCUAUAUUUGCAAAUUUAUGCAUGAUAGAAGAACAAAAUCGUGUUCUGGUUGCGAAUGUUAAAGGUCUUAUAACAUUGUGCGACACAACAAACGGACGUAUAAUAUAUCAAUAUGAUGUUCUGGAGUGUAUUUUUGCAGCACCGGUACAAUUUCCGGAUAACACCAAUAGUUCUAAUGUGUCAAUUAUCGUAACUCAUUCUUCUUCAUUAUUCUUGUUACAAACCGAUACACUUCAAUUGCUCUGGUAUAUACGAAUUAAUGGAGUAGGAUCGUUUCCAAGACCACCAGAAAUUCUGAAUAAUGAAGGAUAUCUUUUUAUUCAAGAUUCUUCCGGUGCUUUGCUAGCUAUCAAAGGAUUGAGAGAGUUAAUGAAGAAAAAUACUAUGGAUUUGGAAAUUUCCAGGAUGAAAAUUAUUGAAAUUUUACGAGUACCUGGUGAAACUUUUAGUGGUGUACAAAUUUUGAAAAUAAACAAAAGAGACAGUAAUAAGAGCGAUGAUAGUAAUAGUAGUACUAGUAGUAGUAGUAAAAUGACAAUUGUUUCUUAUCGUGCUUUGAUUGGAAGUCGUGAUGAUCGUAUACGGUGCUUUCAGUUUUUAUUUUAA